UUCUCCUCUCUCCCGGGCCAGGGGGAUGGAUGUUUUGAGACGCACAGCGGCCACGUACUACUGCAGACUUGAGAUGUAGGCCGAGUGCUGGUCUCUGACGUCUGGUGGGAUCUGGCCUCUAGCAGCAGGUUGGCCGAGGCACGUCCUGGGUCCAGGCUCUGUGCCUGUGGGUGACCUUGAGGAGGCUGGGGAAGAGCUGUGUCCCCUUCCAGCCACUUCCUACUUCAGUGGCCUUGGCCUGGGAUUUCCAGAAGGAGUUGCUCGAUCUGUUUUGCUCCCAGGAAGGCUCUCUUCACCGUCUUCCUCUCCACAACAAGAAUAACAAGAGCUUUUACAAUUGAUGUUAUUUCUUCAUUGUUAUUUAUAUUUUAAAAAAGAAAAUCAUGCUCACAGAAUCAUGUUUACCAGCUUCAUUUUAGGUAUGAGGAGCCUGAGGGUCAGAUGUGUGAAGCACGAUUCCAGGGGCACUCAAACCGAAUCCCAAGAUUCUGCCCACCAUGUGGUUAGACUCUCAGGAGCAUCUGUCUGCUUACGGCCCUCCAGCACCGUAAGGAUAGAAGCAUACUCUGUUCAGUGGAAGGUGCAAUGGCCCUCAAAUUCAAAGUGUUAUGUGAUACUGACUUGGAAGAAUACUUUGGGUAUGAAGUACGAAAAUCAGACUUUGAAUCAUUUCAACAAUAGACUCAGAUUUUCGAUCGAGGACUUAACUCUUCACAUCGAGGCAGCUCAGCAUCAGGACAGCGGCCUCUACUUCCUGGAGCUCACCAAUCAAUCUGGGCACGUGUCACAGCACAAGUUCCAGGUUUCUGUAUUUGAUCACGUCGAGGAGCCCCGCGUGCUGGGUCAGUGGAAGGCCCUGGACACGGGGAAGUGCCAGGUGACUCUGUCCUGCUUGGUCUCCAGAGGUGGUGAUGUGAGUUAUGCUUGGUACAGAGGGAGUGAGAUGAUCCGGACAUCGAGGAACCUCACCAGACUGGAAGUGCAGAUUGACAUCAACAGUUUGCACACAUUCACCUGCAAUGUCAGCAACCCUGUCAGCUGGGCAGACAACACCCUCACGCUCACCCCAGGCUGUCUGACUGGCCACCAGAAAUUGGGCUUUCUGCCCUUUUUGGUGGCGGUCGUGAUUCUCCUAGUCUCACUGUUCCUGGGCACCCUCACCUGCUUCUGUGUGCGGAGGAGGAAGAGGGAGAAGUCAGAGACCAGCCCGGAGGAACUUCUGACAAUUUAUGAAGAUGUCAAGAACCCGCAAAUCAGGAGAAAUCAAAGGCAGAAGCAGAAUUCCCCCGGAGAAGGCGCCACCGUCUACUCCGUGAUCCAGUCCCAGGUACCACUCCGGCUUCUCACACCCAUCCCCUUCUGCUUCCACAUCACAAGAAACUACACUGUAUUCACUAGUCCAGCCUUCCCGGAAGUCUGGAACCAAGAAGAAGAGCCACGGGCCUUCCCUCAACAACACUGUGUAUGACGAGGUUGGGAGGAGGGAGCCCAGAGCCCAGAACCCUGUGCGGCUGAGCUGCAAGGAGCUGGAGAGCUUUUACGUGUACUCCUAGUGGUCACAGUCCUCCUCAGCUCUCACAGCCCGGCCCCGGCUGGGGAAUCAGAGCGAUGCGUGGUGCCACACGAGUGUCUACAGAAUGGUUCCUAGUCUGGAGAGGACAUGGGAGUUUGUUCUUGGCCUGUAUUUUGCUUUGAAGAUGAUUUCUAACAGCCAUUGUGAAAGCAAGGCUGUGAUAUAAUCUCCCUCAAUCGGCAGACCAGAUAAGAAUGGAGAGGUUUGGACAGUUUACAAAAGACUA
Manis javanica (Malayan pangolin) is the source of this 1799-nucleotide messenger RNA. RefSeq names its product CD244 molecule (gene CD244). NCBI's taxonomy places the organism in Eukaryota, Metazoa, Chordata, Mammalia, Pholidota, Manidae. Gene Ontology annotation, molecular function: MHC class I protein binding. Gene Ontology annotation, biological process: natural killer cell activation involved in immune response. Gene Ontology annotation, cellular component: external side of plasma membrane; membrane. The record is from RefSeq and is a predicted model, not a curated record.